AUGGUGCAGAGAUGGAUUCCUAGGGAAUACAUGCAAGAUCAAUAUGUCAAACUGACUCGUCUAAAUCAAGACACUUUGACUGUAGAUGAGUACGUAAAGGAGUUUGAAAGACUUAGUCUCUUGUGUUACUUGGAAAAAACGGAACCAUUGAAAAUGGCUCGUUUCACUAGAGGCCUUGCAAAAAGUAUAGCCAACAAGGUGGACCUCCUACCUUAUACCACCUAUGAUGAUGUAGUGAAGGCAGCUCGAAAGGUAGAGGCACAACAGAAGGAAAACCAAGUAAAGAAUACACCUCGUAUUCCUUACAAAUCCCAUACGCCUACCAGCCGUUUUGACAAGGGAAAAUCUCCUAUGUUUCCCAAGAAACUAGAGAAUAAGGUGGAUGAUAGGGGUGAGUAUACCUGUUUUAAGUGUGGACAAAAAGGACAAAUAGCUACAAAUUUUCCUAAACGAAACACUCUAACCAUUCAAGAGGGUGGUUAUGUGACGAAUGAAGAAGAGGAGGAGGAUAGCGAAUGUGAUGAAUGUGAACCAGAGGAGGGUGAAAAUUCCUUCUGUUGCGUGAUGAGAAGGGUCUUGUACACUGAGCCAAUGCAGGAUUUACAACAACGGGAAAAUCUAUUCAAUACCCGGUGUAAGGUGGAGGAUGGCAUUUGUAGCAUGAUCAUUGACAGUGGAUCAUGUACGGAUGUGGUGGCUUCCGAAUUGGUGAACAAGUUAAAAUUGCCUACUAGAGAACACACCAAACCAUACAAGCUUAAUUGGCUUGACAAUGAUUCGGAAGUACGUUUAAGAAAGCAAGCCUUAGUUGCUUUUACUGUGGGAAAUUUCUGUGAUGAAAGAUGGUGUGAUGUGCUACCUAUGACGACAUGUCAAAUUUUGCUAGGCCGUCCAUGGCAAUUUGAUCGUAAAGCUAUGCAUAAUGGUGUGACCAAUGUGUAUACAGUCAAAACUAGUGAAGGCAAGAAAGUACGGCUACUACCUUUACCACCUAAGGUAGAGAAGGAGAAGAAAGAGAAGCCUAAUUUCCUCAUUUCUAAAUCAGAAUUUGAGGAAAUACUUGAUCAAGAAGGAAUAGUUUUCAUAUUAGUUCUAAAACCAAUUUCAGAAAAAUUGGUGGAAGGAAAUUAUCCUCCUAUCAUACGACCCUUAUUGGAAGAAUAUCAUGACGUUUUCAUUGAUGAAUUGCCUAAUGAAUUGCCACCAAUUCGAGGCAUUGAACAUGCCAUUGAUCUAGUGCCAGGUGCGACAUUACCUAACAAGGCAGCUUAUCGUUGCAAUCCCAAACAAGCAAAGGAGUUGCAAAGGCAAGUGGAAGAGUUGAUGGCUAAAGGUUUUGUGCGUGAAAGCCUUAGCCCUUGUGCAGUUCCGGCACUAUUGGUGCCAAAGAAAGAAGGAACAUGGAGGAUGUGUAUUGAUAGUGGUGCCAUCAAUAAUAUUACCAUCAAAUACAGAUUUCCCAUGCCUAGACUUCAAGACAUGUUAGAUGAACUAAGUGGUUCCAAGGUGUUCAGUAUGAUUGAUUUGCGCAGUGGCUAUCACCAAAUGAGGAUUCGUGAAGGUGAUGAGUGGAAGACUGCUUUCAAGACCAAACAAGGUCUAUACGAGUGGUUAGUCAUGCCCUUUGGUUUGUGCAAUGCUCCUAGUUCGUUCAUGAGAUUGAUAAAUGAGGUACUACGGCCAUUUCUUAAUAAGUUCAUUGUUGUAUACUUAGAUGAUAUUUUAGUAUAUAGCAAAAAUGAAAAUGAGCAUGUAGAACAUCUUAUUCGAAGCAUUGCAGUGUUCAUCAAGAACUUCUCCACCAUUACUGCUCCUUUGACCGAAUUGCUAAAAGACAAGGUGUUCAAAUGGAACGAGUCUGCGCAAAGGGCCUUUGAAGAUAUCAAAGCUAAACUGCGUUCUGCCCCAGUAUUAGCUUUGCCGGAUUUUGAUAAACUAUUUGAGGUUGAAUGUGAUGCAAGUGGCGUGGGAAUAGGUGUCGUUUUGGUGCAAGACAAAAGACCUGUUUCCUACUUUAGUGAAAAGUUGAACGGUGUCAAGUUAAACUACUCUACCUAUGAUCGGGAGUUCUAUGCCAUAGUACGUGCUCUUGAUCAUUGGUCCCAUUAUUUGAGGCUAAAGCCAUUUGUCCUACAUUCCAAUCAUGAGGCCUUGAAGUUUAUUAAUGGCUAA
Chenopodium quinoa (quinoa) is the source of this 2172-nucleotide messenger RNA. RefSeq lists its product as uncharacterized. The transcript is spliced from 2 exons. Lineage: Eukaryota; Viridiplantae; Streptophyta; Magnoliopsida; Caryophyllales; Amaranthaceae. Bases 1 to 2172 code for a protein of 723 amino acids. The record is from RefSeq and is a predicted model, not a curated record.